This is a messenger RNA of Dothidotthia symphoricarpi CBS 119687, 3024 nucleotides long. Its product is annotated as gramicidin S synthetase 1. The record is from RefSeq and is a predicted model, not a curated record. The coding region runs from base 1 to 3024 and encodes 1007 amino acids. The transcript is spliced from 7 exons. NCBI's taxonomy places the organism in Eukaryota, Fungi, Ascomycota, Dothideomycetes, Pleosporales, Dothidotthiaceae.
AUGAAUUCUCAACAGUGUCUCACAACGCUUUCUGGCCUUUCCACAGGAGACCAGGCCCUCGUUUCUCAAUAUGGACGCGGCCCAUCUCUUCCAGUACCUCAUUCUCUGAUACACCAAGCGUUUGAGGGGGUUGUGGACAAUGCACCUACAGCAAUCGCAGCCAAGUUUGGCAAGAAUACGAUCACGUAUCAGCAAUUAGAUAUAGCCGCCAAUAGACUGGCUCACCACCUGAUUGAAUCAGGACUUCAACCUAAACAACGAGUUUGUUUGGUUGUUCAGAGGUCUCUUGAGAUGCUCAUUGGCAUCCUUGCAAUCCUCAAAGCGGGAUGCCAGUAUGUGCCAGUGGACGGUGGAGUGGUAUCAGAGCAAGCGCUUCAGCACAUCAUUACUGAUACAGAGACUCGCUUCGUUUUGUGCUUGCCUCAAUUUUGGGACAAAGUUCGACGAUUUUCGAAAACAAAUACUAUCAUUGUUGCGCUUGGCAUGGAUGUUGGUGCUUUCUACUCAAAUGAAAGACCCAAGAUAGAUAUCUCUUUAACAGAUGGUGCAUAUGCAAUCUACACAUCAGGAAGUACAGGCAAACCCAAGGGAGUGGAUGUCUCGCAUGGCAACGUUACGAACGCCCUGCUAUUAAAACCCGCCAACUUGGGUAUUACCAUCGGAACUAGGGUCGCUCAAGUACUCAACAUUGCCUUCGAUUUGGGUGCAUGGGAGAUCCUCGGCUGUCUCAUGAAUGGUGGAACCCUCCACAUGCGCGGAUCAGAUUGGGUAGCCACGCUUCAAGAGAUUGAGACAUUGAUCUCUACGCCAUCAAUACUUUCACACUAUCGACGCAAGGAUUUCCCCAACAUCAAGACAAUUGUUACAGGCGGAGAGCCAUGUCCUCAAUCCCUAGCGGACGAAUGGGCAGAAGGGUCGUGCUACUACAACAUUUGUGGUCCCACCGAGGUCACUAUUCUCAACUCGGCCCACCAGCACAUCCCAGGGCAAUCAUUAUCCAUUGGCAAACCUCUGCCAAACACGUCUUGUUACGUCUUGGACGAUGAUGAGAGUCCAGUGCCGGUCGGCUCGAAAGGCCUCAUGUGGGUUGGUGGAGCAGGUGUGUCGCGGGGUUAUAUCAAUCUGCCUGAACUUACAUCGGACCGCUACAAAUCCGAUAAAUUCGCCAACGAUGGGUCACUCAUGUUCAAUACUGGGGAUAUCGUGAGAUGGAGAGAAGACGGCAGCCUAGAAACCUUUGGCCGAAAUGAUGACCAGGUCAAGAUAAAAAAAUUCCCGGGCAUCGCUAGAGCUUCUGCCAUGGUGGUCGAAAACGUCUUUCACGGUUUCUACACUGCUCAGAUACGUGUCGAUGAGAAAGAACUGGACGCAUUCAUCCGCCAGCAUCUCCCGUACUACUCCGUUCCAGAUAAGCUGAACUACGUAACCGCCAUUCCCCUCACUCACAAUGGCAAAGUCAACAAGAACAAACUCAUCGCACUCUGCCCUCAUGUGAGCAGAGAGGACUCGGCUGCGGACCUGACUCCAGCGCCUAUGAGCAAUGCCUUGGUCGCUACCAAGGACUUGAAACGCAUGGCGGCACCGUUGCCACUCACGAACUCAUCCCCAAUCACCUCCGGAGACUCAGAGAAAGGGUCGUUCAUGAUCCCAAGCAUCAUGUCUGAUCUCAAAAGUCCAUCAUCAGACCCCAGCAUCGCCGAUGUUCCAGAGAUACUGCCAAUCAAGAAUGGUAUCCAUGGCCAGAGGUGGCUUCGAUACCGAGCAUUCAUUUUAUAUCGACGUUUUAUGUCAAUCGUCGUUCUCGGCAACGUCGCGGUUGCUUGCUUCCUCAUCUACCAGAUGGCCAAGAAGUCCAAAUGGGUACUCGGCGAUAUUGCAACAGCGACGGCUAGCAACCUCUGCAUGGCUGUACUAAUGCGUUCGGAACCCGUUGUCAACUUCCUCUUCACCGUGUUCAGCUCUGUUCCAACAUGGCUGCCGCUCUUUGUUCGUCGUGAAUGUGCCAAGAUUUAUCACAUCGGCGGCAUUCACAGCGGGUGUGCUAUUGCCGCGACGACCUGGUUUGCAAUUUUCACUGUUGGAGCUAGUAUCGAGCUCGCAAAGGCAAAAGAAGAAAGGCGUAUCUCCUUAGCUCCGACGGUACUCUCCUAUCUGAUCCUGGUAAUUCUUGUCACAAUGGGCUCGAUGUCGUACGCGAAGUUUCGUGCAAAGCACCACAAUAUCUGGGAGACUACUCACCGAUUCGGUGGUUGGACGGUUCUCAUCCUACUAUGGACUCAAACGUUCCUGGCAACCAAAGAUCUCAGCCCGGGUGUUGCACCGUCAAAGGCGUACCUUCAUUCCCCAUCUAUCUGGCUCCUCACUGUCGCUUCCAUGGCCGUCAUAUUUCCGUGGAUCUUCCUCCGCAAAGUCGCUAUUAGGUCAGAGGUUCUCUCCACCCAUGCUGCGCGCCUCUGGUUUGACUACGCUACACCUGUUCCCGGCUCAGCUGUACGAUUGGCCGAGCGCCCAUUGGUCGAUUGGCACGGUUUUGCUACCAUUGCCAAUCCCAAUGGCAAAGGCUUCUCAGUCAUUGUCAGUAGGGCAGGUGACUUCACAGGGCGGACGAUUGAGCGCGCCCCAACUCACAUAUGGGUUCGCGGCAUGCCCACCUGCGGCGUUAUGCGCGUCAACACCUUGUUCCGUUCUGUUGUUCUCGUUGCUACUGGUUCCGGCAUAGGCCCAUGUCUCCCUGUGAUACUUGCAAAGAAGGUUUCCUGCCGCGUCCUAUGGACAGCACCCAACCCGGAGCAAACCUUUGGGAAAGAGAUCGUAAACAACGUUCUUGAAAGAGAUCCCCGCGCAGUCAUCUGGAAUACGAGGACUAUGGGCAAACCGAAUAUGAGUCUUCUCGCUUACAAACUCUGGAAGGAGAGCGGCGCAGAGGCGGUAAUAAUCAUUUCGAACAAGAGAUUCACGACCGAGGUAGUGUAUGCGCUAGAGACAAGGGGUGUUCCCGCAUAUGGUGCGAUCUUUGAUUCGUAG